Messenger RNA from Homarus americanus (American lobster), 889 nucleotides. RefSeq lists its product as uncharacterized. The coding region runs from base 3 to 881 and encodes 292 amino acids. NCBI's taxonomy places the organism in Eukaryota, Metazoa, Arthropoda, Malacostraca, Decapoda, Nephropidae. The transcript has 5 exons. The record is from RefSeq and is a predicted model, not a curated record.
GCAUGGAAACUCUUCAUUUAUAUAUAACAACAUUGGCAACAGUGCUGGUAUGCGCUAUUGGUACAGACGGUGAAGACACUAAGCAGCAGGUGGACGAAGAUGUGGGCAUGAUGUUGAGUCAAGUUGUGGACCACAAUAUCAUCGGCUGUCAUUUGAUAAUCCUUACUACUGCAGAGCAUUCACACCUGUUCUCAAGUAUACUAAGACACAUGAGUGCAGAGUUGGCGGCUGGCGUGGUAGUGGAGGCAGGGUGGGUGUUGUCUCAAGACCAGUUGACCCAGGACCACCUACUUCAGGGGCUGUGGGGGGACAGUAAGACCACCUGUCGUGCUAUCAUCCUCGACGUCACAGAGAGUAAUAAUACCAACUUGGCCCUCAGGUUACUAGAGUCAUCUGAAUUGUGGAAGAUGUCUGAGACGCGGGUGGUGAUAAUUGGCUGGACGGCAGGAGUGAAGGACGUCCUCCUCCACCAUAGUCUCCGUAACACCGUCCACGGCCUCUACUUGGCCCUCCACGACCUCGCUAUCCUAACUCCACCGAACCACCGUGACUCACGACUCAGGAAGGUUCUCCCACAGGAGGCAUCAAAUAUUGAGGGUGUGUCGGUGUACCGUCGCUGUCUGUACUGCAACAACGGGAAGGCGGACGUACAGCUCAUAUAUCAUUGGAACCACACUUCACCAGUUCAGCAAGCUAAAGGUCUUUUUACUGAGCAGUUCCUGAACUUUAUGGGUCACAAAUUCAAGAUCGUAACAGUGUCGUACUUCCCCUACAUCGCCUACAAGAAAGACAGCGAGAGUAAGGGAACCACAGUAACUCUCACGGACUCACUCGAUGCUCGCUUACUCGACACUUUCUCUCAUAAACUCAACUUCACGUGAGUGCUGGA